This is a messenger RNA of Blastomyces dermatitidis ER-3, 630 nucleotides long. RefSeq lists its product as uncharacterized. The transcript has a single exon. NCBI's taxonomy places the organism in Eukaryota, Fungi, Ascomycota, Eurotiomycetes, Onygenales, Ajellomycetaceae. Bases 1 to 630 code for a protein of 209 amino acids. The record is from RefSeq and is a predicted model, not a curated record.
AUGCUGCCUCACCUCAUCCCCUACCUCCUCCUCACGGUGAUUCAUCUGUUCUCAGGUGUAAACGCUGCCACAAUCGGUACCUUCCCCGAAUUCAAUGGCAACAAUCUCGGCUCAACCAAGAACGUUGUCAAGCGUGAUCCCGAACCGGAGCCCGGCAGAGACUCCAAGUACGAUUUUGACAUCGACGACGAUGGCGACGUUGACGAGUAUGACCUCAAGCAACUAAGCCCCCAAGAACUCGAAGAGGCAUUCAGGCUCAUGAGCGAAAUCCCGGAUAAUGUGCUUGAACAGGGCUCCGAUGCGACGGAGAAGUGGUUGAAGAAACAUAAGGGCCACUCGAAAGCGAUUACCGCCCGUUGGUGGGGUGAUGUAUGGAGUGUCACCAAGUGCGCUGGUGCUAUUGCCUACUUUAUCGUUGAGAACUACGCCGUCAUAGCUAAGCUGGGCAAGUUGAGGAAACUAAAGAAGCUCAAGGAGACCAUUGACGAGGUUGGUGGUUACAAGAACGCUGCGAAGCUACUGCUUAGCCGCGGAAAGGGAAGCCGGAAGAAGAAGAACUAUUACAAGAAGCUGCAGAAACUUGCGGCGGAAAUCAUUGGCUUGGCCAUCAUUGAUUCCUAUUGUACCUAA